AUCCUGUCUUCCUCUAUGUCACUCUUUCUCUCCGCCUCCUUGAGUUCGGAUCCCGGCGAACUUUGGGUUUUCGCCUGUUUAUUGAACUGACAGUGGUCUUCCUAACCCCUUGUGGAUUGCAACAACAGCCCAAGUCCGCCCGAAUCUAGACUUUUCAUUUCACCCAAACAGGGUCACAGAACAUGCUGGCCCGGCUCCUGCGUUCGAGCUUGGCUGCAUCCGGUGUCAAGCUACGCAUAUCGCCAAACCGGACAGCAGAAGAAGUUUGGAUGAGGGCGGACUUCUCAACUGGCCUCUCAUGACACACCCCGGUUCGCAACCGGCUGUCGACGUCAGUCGGGGGGGAAGAGGAGGGUGUGCAGCAGCCUGCGCAUAAGAGGAGGGGAGGUCCUCAGGAAGAGGGUGCGGGUUCCGCAAAGAAACAUAAGGCAAGGACCCCCCAGACGACGGGGGGGGAAAGGAAGGGAGUCGAGGGGCAGGAGGGAACAUCGGGUCGGAAACGCCCGACGUCGGUGCAGAAACAGCCUCAGCCAGGUGCUCUCGAGGCGAAGGGUCCCAUCGACGUCGACGCCUCGUACUUCCUGGAAUGGAAAGACGGUGUGCGGACAAAGCGGGAGUUCUUCAUUAGCGCAUCGCAGGUCGUCGACAUCGGUGACUGGGAACCAUCGUACAACCAACGGUCGUUGGAUCCCGUGCACACGCAGAUCAUCAUUGAUGUGAUGAUGAUGGCGUUCUCGCAAGCCGAGAAGACGUACGAGUUGCCUACCCUCAAGCUGGCGCCACUAAGGUUGGAGAAAUCGAAGUCGGGCGUACGGGCUGAUCGUCUGAAGCCAGAGGAAUGGAAGGACGAGCUCGCAAACCAAUACUAUUAUUACGUUGUUUCCGGCCAGCACAACGCGGCUGCAGCCAGGGCGCUGCUCGGCACAGACGUCGCAUUGAGGUACAACUUCGACCGGUGGCCUGCACAUAUGGUUUACUUCUUGGACGAGGAGUUCGAAGGGUAUUUUCUGGUCAGCUCGGAGGACAACAUGAAGGACUUGAAGGCGCCUCCUAGACAGCUGAAACUAUCAAUAAAGGACAUUCAGUGGUGGUGGAAAAAAAAGGGUUUCCCAAAGGAUGUUAUGUCAAUAAAGGACAUUCAGUGGUUGUGGAAAAAAAAGGGUUUCCCAAAGGAUGUUAUGGGGAACCCCAGCGGAAAACAAGCUCAAGUGAAGACAUGGUGUGAGUUUUGUUCGCAGGCGCUUCACAAAACGCCUUACAACCACUUGUGGAUUCUCGGUGAUGAGAAGGGCGAGGACAGUAUUAAGAAGCAGAACGCUGCCCUUCGCUCUUAUUUUCCGUUGGUGAUGGCUGGAAAAAGCGCGUGGGAGUUGGGUAUGGAAUUUUUCGAGAAAUGGGAGACGGGGAGACGUCUGGCACCCGAGGGGGCGAGGUGGAUCACAAGGAAAAGGAAAGUCACCGAGCCGGAUCCGCACUACUGGAAGAGCAUGGAAGCCCUUACCCACAACGAGAAAUGUCGGUUGCUCAAGAAGGUCCUCAACUGCGAGGUUGUGUGGGUGCAAACAGGCUCCUCAUCGUUGGCGAAGCAAGGCAAGUUGGGAGUGCAGGAAGGAGUGCACCUGCUCAAGUGUGAUCGCAUCUUGGUGCGAUUGUGGAACUACUAUCAGUUUGUGCACGAGAACCGGCCGGGUGCUGACUGGACACGUGCGUAUCCCUUCCUAAAGAAGCGAGAGUCGAUUUUGGCGGAGUUCGAGAAGCAGGGAAUGGAUGCCUCGUUGUGGGACGAGAGCAGGAAGAUCGUCGGUGACGCCUCGCUGUUCAAGGACUGUCCGUCGUACAUGGGGUGCGAGGACGACAAAACAAUCAAGGCGACGGAAAAACUUGCCCAAAACAAGAAGUUGUCCGCCGACUGGAAGAACAAGGUCCUCUCAGUGCUAACGGGCAGUAGGGCCAAGAGCAUGGAGGUCGCGCUUGCCGAAGGCGAGGUGCACGUUCUGUGGAAAGACUCGGGGGACGUGACAUCGAUCGCCCCAUUCGGCGUUGACCCUCUGGAGGUGCAGUUGAGGGUCAGGGAGCUGGAGAAAGCGGUUGGGACCACCAAAUGCCACACGUGCGUUCUUGAUCUGUGCGAGCCGGUGGACUUCAAACACUGGACACCGAAAGAUUUCAAGAGUUUGAAUUCCCUCCUAGAGCAAUUGUUUCUGUCACACUGGACGAUCGUCGUUUUCCUCCCUCGGCAGUGGGACUACUCCUUCAUGACCAGCCUGCGCCAUCUGCCCGUUGUGAAGGCAAUGGCAGGGAAAUGGGUCAGGAGGACGCACCAGACGAAAAGUUUCCCGGUGGGAAAUAACUUGUACUCGGCUGACGACCGCAUGUACAUUCUCUUCAAAAGUGACGAUUUGCGGGAGAAUACAUCUGUCGUCUACGAUGCUAGGUUGUCGGCAGGUGACGCUGCGGCUGUCGGGGUGCAUCAAAAAGUGACCCUGACAGACAUAUCGGAGACUCCCUUCGACCCUUGUGAGUGGCCGUCGGCCAUGCCUAGAGUUGACAGGAAGGGGGAGGGCGUCAUGUUCCUCGGCAAGCCGCACGCGCGAGUCGUGUGGGAGGUUUUGAAGAGCGACCGACACGUGGUCGCGCUGGAAGGGAAUUCUGAGUUGUUGCAAUACACGUUGGAGUUCCUCAAAAGCGAGGUCAACUCUGGAGCCAUCCGCUGCGAGUUCGUUUCGAGGAGCGAGAAAUCAACACACGUUCAAGAACCGUCUACGGACAUGUGGUUCAAGUUGAGCGAGUGGAAGAGGAACAGGAUCUACAAGUUCCUCUUUUUGGAAACAGGGCCCAGGAGGGACAAUGACGUUGAGUACAUGCGUCGCAAGGAACACAUGUUGGCAUUGUUGGACAACUACCACUACGCCUCACGCAAGAAUGCAAAGAACUUCCUCGACCGGUUGGAGUGUUUGUACUUCGUCGAGUCCGAGGAGAUGUUGAAGCUCGAGAGUUAUGGUGCCUUGAUCUCUACGGAGGACGAGGCAAAAACAGGCGUUGUUUUUGACACCGCUACGCCGGAGGAGGACAGCGACAGCGAGGACAUCGACAUCGAUUACCAUCCUGCUCCGGUGUUCCAUGCCCCUGGCUCCUCGUCGGCCGGUCCCUCAACAAGCCAAGCCACCCAGGCGUCGCCUGUGCUCACGUUCACCCCGGGUAAGACCCCGAGUAAGCUGGCGGCGAGACUGACGCCUCGGCCUGCCGCCCCACCUCCAUUGCGUUCCGGGAGUUCGGCAAGGAUUAUUAUGCCGACGGGAGGGGGUACGCUCGUGGGGGUAGGAGAGCGGGCCGCGGGAUUCGACAUGGUUUUGGGAGAAUUCCGUGAAUGGCAUGGGAGGGACGAAGGGGAAGAAAGGGAAGAAAGGGAAGAAGGGGAAGAAAGGGAAGAAAGGGAAGAAGGGGAAGAAGGGGAGGAAGGAGAGGAAGGGGGUGAAAAAGGGGAUAUCGACAUUGAAGGCGACGAACGGCUGGGCAAUGAGGAGGAUGCCGACUGCGAGGAGUCGUCUGACUCGUUCGGGCACCUUUACGCAGGCCAUCCGGGGCUUGAUGUCAACGACGAUGCGACAACAAUGGAGACGGAGACGCAGGUGGUCAGUGACCUUUCAGCAGACCCUGAAGAAUAUGAGGUUCAACCGCUGACGGCUGCAGUCGAUUUCCAACACCGUUGCGAUGAGGUUUCCGCUGUUGUGAGCCCGACUCAACGAAGUCAACAAUUGAGCGUCGUUGAAGUUUUACAUGGGAUACUCGGCGACAAGCAGGUGGUCAGGCAACGGUCUGCAGCGCUUGUCCCGGACGACCGCCAAAAUGUCACAACUUUCGUGCCCUCGAACACCGUUUUCUCACCACCCAGCUCUCCGAUAUUGACCGUCACCUUAGCCAGCGGCCGGAAGGGGGAUCUCGGGGGCCAGCAACAUGUCACGUCCCGGAAAAAAACUCGGAUCGGCACUCAAACUCUCGACGUGCUGGGCUUGCCCGCGCCAAAGUCACCGACGAAGGAACGAAGGGAUAAAGCGGCUGGUAAGCAGUGAUGAACGUCGCGUCGUACGCGCUCCCCAACAAAGAACAUGGCCAAGU
Molecule: messenger RNA, 4116 nt
Organism: Chara braunii
Lineage: Eukaryota; Viridiplantae; Streptophyta; Charophyceae; Charales; Characeae
Source: the annotation of a GenBank genome assembly